Colletotrichum truncatum is the source of this 1434-nucleotide messenger RNA. RefSeq names its product sh3 domain signaling protein. The record is from RefSeq and is a predicted model, not a curated record. Gene Ontology annotation, biological process: endocytosis; plasma membrane tubulation; actin cortical patch localization. NCBI's taxonomy places the organism in Eukaryota, Fungi, Ascomycota, Sordariomycetes, Glomerellales, Glomerellaceae. Gene Ontology annotation, molecular function: lipid binding; protein binding. Gene Ontology annotation, cellular component: Rvs161p-Rvs167p complex; mating projection tip; medial cortex.
AUGCAGUCUAUGCAGAAACAGUUCGGAAAGCUCAUGAGCAAGAGUCCUGGCGACAAUGCGAAAGUUGCUGCCAUUUUGCAUGAUUAUGAGGAUGCAGAUAAGCUUUUGGGCCAGAUAAUCGAGAGUACAAGGCACCUUCGUGACUCCUGGGUGGCGGUGGGAACUACUCAAUUAGCCAUGGUCAAGGAAUACGAGGGUCUGUACGACCCUAUUGUUGGCGCCUCGGAAGGGCAUGGCCGACCGAGCCUCGCUACGCCCCAGCAACAGCUUGAUCGAACAUUCAAGCUGCGCGAGGCUUACUCUGGCCUUAGGGAUGAAUUAAUCGAGGAGGUAUCAGCUAUUGAUACUCAGGUCAUCCGCCCUGCCACUGAAGCUCGCGAUUACCUUCAGCCCAUUCGGAAGACCAUUAAGAAGCGGGAGAACAAGCGAUUAGAGUUUGAAAAGGCCCAAGACAGACUUAAGAAGCUCCAGAAGAAGAUGGGCAGAACACAAAAGGAGGAAGCCCAGUUAUCAAAGGCAGAGCACGAUUUGGCAUGUGCUUCAGAGGAAUUCCAGGUCGCGGACACUCACCUUCGAGAAGCGCUUCCACCAAUUAUCGAUGCUACUUUCACCCUGAUCCCCAAUUUGCUGGCCUCACACGUUUGCAUACAGAACAGGCUCCUUGGUCUUUAUUACACAGUGCUCCACAACUAUUGCGAGGAGUGCGAGUUCCCUUCGCCCCCGCCUCCAAUGGAGCAUGUGAUAUCAACCUGGUCCUCCUUGUUUAGACCGGCCCAGAAGGAGGCAGAAGCCAUCAGUUGCAUUGCACACGGUAGAGCUUGGCGCCAAGCCACGAGAUCUGGUGACGAUUCUCAAGCUCGGAAGCCAUCAAUUGCGUCAAUGCCUCCUUCUAACCCCUUUUCGCGGACAUCUUCAUACACAUCGUCCGAGGGUGAAAGAAACACACCAACCCCUCGAGUUGUUCGGAUUCCAUCAUCUACUUCCAUGAAUCGACCGUCCGCCACCUCUGAAGCUUCCCGUCGGCCAAACUCAGAGACUAUAAGCACAAGUGCCUCGCGCGUUCAGCUCGGCUUGCCAACCGACUUCACGACAGCCACUGCUCUCGGCCCCCAAGGGCUGUCUCGUGUAUCGCCGACAUACUCAGCGUCUAAUUCAGAGCACUUUGGUCACCAAUCAGGAAUGUUAACUGAUGGCAAUAUUAUUGCGGCUAAGAAGAAGCCACCACCGCCACCUCCUCCGGCCAAACGCUGCCAAGUGUCAGAUGAGUUUGUGAUUGCGCAGUACGAUUUUGCUGGUGGAAACGGCGACCUGAGCUUCCGCGAGGGAGACAAGAUUAAAAUCAUCAAGAAGACGCAAACGGAUCAAGACUGGUGGGUUGGCGAGUUGGAGGGAACCAAGGGUAAUUUCCCUGCCAACUACUGCAAGGCAAUUUGA